Monomorium pharaonis (pharaoh ant) is the source of this 8632-nucleotide messenger RNA. RefSeq lists its product as uncharacterized. Gene Ontology annotation, molecular function: methyltransferase activity. The record is from RefSeq and is a predicted model, not a curated record. The transcript is spliced from 19 exons. Gene Ontology annotation, cellular component: nucleus. The coding region runs from base 3030 to 7721 and encodes 1563 amino acids. Lineage: Eukaryota; Metazoa; Arthropoda; Insecta; Hymenoptera; Formicidae.
UUUUCAUUACUCUACUCGCGAUGUAAUCCCGGCGACACCGAUAAACAAUUAACGAUUGCGGUAUUAAUCGGCCACGUCGCGAUGCGGCUCGCCAUCCUCAUCAUCAUCGUCGUCGUCGUCGUCGUUGUCGUCAUUGUCACCGUCGCCGCCGCCGCACCGUCGUGGAUCGCGAGCGGCGUGAUCGAUCCUCGCGGAGAGAAGAAACAAAUUGUAUUAUUAUUCCCCCAGAGUUGAUUUCCGAUUCCGUUCUCCCGCCUGGACACAACAUGGUGCACACGGUGUGCUUUGUGUAACCAAAAUAAACCUCGUGUGUACGCACGCGGUCAGCGAACGAAAAAAAAAUGGGUAGAAGACUACGAAAAUAUCGGACAGGGUCCAGCUCUCGCGCAAAAUCAAUUCCGUGCCUUCUUUUUCCAGUUCUCCGCCUUUCCCCUCUCUUCCGACGUUGAUUCUUAUUGUUAAUCGAUUGGAAUUAUCGACCGCGCAGUCAUCGUCGGUGCCCGCUGCCUUCGUCCUGGCCGCCUAUAUUCUGCUCCGCCUGGAUGCACGAACGUCGUCGCCGUCGCCGUCGCCAUCGCCAUAGUGCGCCGCUCGCUGUGCUCACGUUGUGCGUAUGCGUCAGCACGUACAAUAUCUGCGUGCACACGUAGCUUUGCGUUUGUGUGCGCGCGAUGUGUACAAUGCGCGAGACUACGAGCACCGAGGCGAGCGCGAGGAAGAGAGAAAUGCGUGUAUACGUGGACACGCAUGUGCACGUGUGCGAGUGCGCAUGGCGGAGUGUGGGUGCAUACGGUGACCCUGCCGCGCUGGAUGAGUGGGUGGAAAAUCAGGGACGUAGCGAGGAUCGACGAGAAUUCGCGUGCCCGCGAGAAACGCGCGUUUUAGAAUGUUCCUUGGACCAACGAUGCAUUUUUCCCAUGCGAGAAAAAGUUUGCAUUCUUCGUUAAUGAAACAAAAUACUUAGUGCACCUAAUAUAAUGUAUGAUACGUUUUUCAUAAAGUAUUUCAUGUCUCCGUUUCUUUCAUAUUGUUAUGUUUUGAAAAUGAGAUACGUGAAACUUAUAAUCGAACAGAGCAACCGUGUUGUUUCAGUUUUGUUGAUUUUUGGAAUCCGUUUUCUUUUGCGCAAAAGUGCAACAUUUACCACGUUUCUCUUUCUAUCUUAUUCUUUUUGGGGCAUUUAAUAUGUAAUAUUGAUUUCUAUGCAUUUUUUUACAUAAAAUUUUUUGUGUCUUAAAUAUUGAGUAUUUCGAGCAAAUGCAUAUUAGUUGUCUUUUUAUUUUUAUAAUUAAUUCACUUUUGUUACGGUUGUUCAACUGUAUCUUAUAACAAACGGUACGAGAAUUCGCGUGCCGAAUUUUACAGUGUUUCACGUGAUAAUUCAUAUUAAAUCUCUUCCUAAUUAAAUUUUCGAAACAGUCUCUUCAGGAAACCACAGUGAAAUUCUACGUAUCGGGUUAUUUCGCUCUCCUUUCUCUCAAAGGUGUCAAUGUCAAAACCUCUUGACACGUUCCUGCCUGGAGCGACACGUGUCCGUGUGUGCGUGUGCGCAUAGCCAGGUUACGAGAGAGGAAGACACGACGAGGAGGAGAGACGAUGGGGGGAGGGACGGGGGUCGAUGAGCGAGAAGGAUGUGUACGGUCAGGGAGGAGGAGAGGGUGAUGUUCAUGCGUGGGAGGAAGAGAAAGGGAUCGAGCGAGAGGGAGAUAUAACGAGGGUACGGAACGUGUGUGCGUCAGAGAAGGACAGAACAGGUUGAACGAGGACCGUCAUCCUUUCCGCGCGCGCGCGCGCACAAGAGAGAGAGAGAGAGAGAGAGGGAGGAAGGGAGGGGGGGGUGGAGAGAGAGGGAGGAAGGGAGAGAGAGGAGCUACCACCCGGAGGAGGGAUAAGACUGGCACGCGAGAAAGAGGGAUCUAGUCGGUGGGAUAGCGACGGAGAUAUCGUCGAAGCUCACACACACAUUCACACACUCUACACACACGUCCGCGGAUGCACACUGGGCCGUCAAGCUCGCGCACUACAGACUACCAGACUCCCACCACGAACUUUUGGAAAAAUCAAUAGAAUACAAGAAAAGCCCAUGGUGCGCUAGGCGAGCGGAGCUCUCUUUCUCUCCUCUUCCACCCUCGUCUUUUCUCUCCCUCUCUCUCUUUCUCUUCGUACUCGUAUUUUCUCUUCUUCUCUCUUUCUCUUCCCUCUCCCCCUUAUCUCUCUCUCUCUCUCUCUCCCCUCUCCUUCCCUUUUGCCCACUACCCCCCUUGCUUCUCGCGGCAUCUCUUGCGCGCACACGCGGUAUCCGUGUUCGCCGCUGCUCGCAACAAAGAGAGGGAGAACUCGCGUGUAUAUACUGGCGAUCGACGGAGAUAGGCGGUAUGCGUGCACGCACGACGGCCAAGGACGGAGAUAAGAACGAUGGGUUGGUGAGGAGGGAUAGAGGAAAGGAGGGAAGGCACGGGAUUGUACGUGAGAGGUGCGACGAGCGUAUACGACAGUAUCCGGGCAAGUUGAACAGAGAAGGAACGAGAAAGAGGGACGCAUGAAACGCGAAGCGCACUAUGAGCUUGGUUUUAGUUGAACAGAGAUGGCGAACGCGAAAGAGAGAAGAGAGAGGGGAAAAAUGCGUUCGUGUGCACUUAAUAGACAAGGCGGGAAGAAAGAGAAGAAAAAAGUCGUCGCGGUAAAGAUAAAAAGAGAUGAGGACACAUACACGGGCACAUACACACAUGACUGUGCGUAUCUAAGACGCGCGUAAGUUUCAUCGUUAGGUCAGAGAGAGAAAGAGAGAGAGAGAGAGAGAGGGAUAGAGAGAGACAUAUGUUUGUCGUGUAUGCAGUAUGCACGUGUCCGUGUGCAAGAAAGACAGGAAAAUACGGCGGUUCAGCCAUAUAGCUAUAGCGCGAAUAGUGCGCGACGGGUUACGUAGGAGCGUUCGCUAAUGGGCAGGAGACGAAGAGCCAUAUGCAGCGAGAUGCAUAGAGAGAGGAGAUAGAAACGAAGAGAGAGGGAGAGGAAUACUGCGCACGCGGAUGCGCCUUGCCCGUGUUGGUGCACCGAGCAGAAGAUUUGCACGGUUCAACAAACGCUUCUCGCUUAUGUAUAUGUGCAAAACUAUGUAUGAAUCUCCCGGGGAGCCAAGUCGAAAGCCGGACCAAUGUAGAAGAGGCUCAUCAAAAUUGUCCUUGAUAGCGAAUGCUUGGGCCUUGUCCUGCGCCUUAGACCUGGGUUUGCUCCGAGAGUCUUCCCUCAAGGAAAUCGUCAUCGCGAGUUACUCGGAUUUAAAUUCUCUAUCCACCACCGAGGACGCGGGGAAAUCUUCAGAUCUCGAAACGAACGAUCGCGAGGAUGGUGAUGCGUGUAAGUCUACGAGUAUCUUCGGUAACUCGUGGCCGUUCAUUGACCCGACGCAAGUUAAACGGAUCAGGAGGAAGCCUGCCCGAAGACGAAAGAGGAAAACGCGGCCGUGGUCGGUGAGACGGCGAAGGAGACCGAGGGAGGACAUACAUCCGAGAAUCGAUGGCGAAACGGCAGAUCUUCCGACCGAGAGAAACACCUCGUUGCUGCGAAAAUCCAAGCGAGAAAAUCUCGCCGUAUCGCAUGAUCGGUCAGCGAGAUUAUCGGCGAGGACAAACUCUUCGUCAAUGCGAUCCCGCACUUUCGUCGAUGACGAGCGUUUGCCCGAAAGUUCAACCGACGACGAAGAAGUAAUUAGUCAAACGACAUCGGAGACGAGUUCCGCAGACGAGAUCGCCUCAGUUGAUUAUUCCGGUUACUCCGGAGUCUACUCCCCUAGUCACGCGAAGGAAGACUCGCAUAAUCGGACGAAGUUAUCGGAAUAUCCUGAUUACUUCAUGAACGUCCUGCGGAUCGAUAACAGUACCGAGAACAAUGAUUUCGACACCUGGAAAAAUGUAACGUCGGUUUCCGAUACGUCGAGGGAUAACGCGCAAACCGCCAAGUUAGCGAAAUUUGCGGAACAACGCGCAUCGCGCAAGAUCCCUGAGAAUAAAAAUGCUCCGCACCGAACCAGAAGAGCGUUGUCGAGAAAAAAGAAACUCGAGUUAAAAAAGAGCGGGGAUGUGUCGAAGAAAAGAGGAAACAGAUUGGUUGAACGAAACCGAGAAAAAAUUUGCAAUUCCGCAGAGUCUAAUCAUCGUAACCGUCGGCGAAUCUCUCAAGAUUUAGAGGAAAAUUCUUCAAAAAGCAAGUCGAAUUCGAGGGGCGCCUUUGCUGCUGGCACGCGUGAUGUCGCGAAGGAAAUUGCGGUACAGAAACGUUGCGACUGUAAGGCACGACGACGUUCUCACAAUUUUACAAAUACCACCUGCCCGUGUAAGAGAAUGAGCUCGAAGGAUGCAGCCGCCGCUAUUAUGCGAGAUAUUCAAGAGUGCAUAAACACAAAAAUUACAAAGGGUUCUGAGGAUAUUGGGAAAACGAUUUCCAAAAGUGAGAAGGAUAUACUCGAGAACUCGAAUUACAAGGAUCUCAGUCAAAAUGUCUCUAUGGAUUACGAUUGGUUGGACAAGAACGAACCUAACAAAUGCGACUCAAUCGCGUCCAAUGACUUGAAACAAUCGUUCGAUUUGGAAAAAGAAUACAAACAAACAAAUGUUGAAGAUUCAUUGGUCAACUUCAAGAAGCGUGGAAGGUAUCGUAAAAAAAGACACAGAUAUUCGAUUGAUUGUAAACUCGAUGAAAAAAUGAACACGGCUUAUCGAAGUGUUUUCCAUGAUUGCGUCGAUUUCGAUACUCCACAAUCGACGUCUUCCUUGAAAAUAAACAUAGAGGAAAGUUGGAAAUCGGAGGACAGUAGCGACAAUGACGACGAGAUCCAUUCAUCCUGGCGCCGAUCAACCUUGGAAUCCUCAACUGAAGAAUGCGGUAAUGAAGUUGGUGGCGCGUUGGUAUUGGCUCGGAAGAUCGUUACGGACGAUUCGAUAAAAGACGAAAAAUCUGAUGAGGAACACGAGACAUUGAAUAACGCAUGUUACAAGUAUCACGAAGAUACUUUUUUGCCAACGGCAAAAGAUAAUUCUUUUCACGAUUCGGAUGGAAAUUCUGAAGACGUGAAAUUUAUUAAUCGCGACGAUGCGAAGGAUUUAAUCACAUAUAGAAAUAAAAAUAGGACAAUUACGAAAUUGACAUCGGAUAGUAGCUUUGUUAAGGAUGAAAACGAUGAUUCCAAGGUUCAAGAUAGGGCUACGAAAAACUUGAAAUUUACUAACAAAGUAAAUGUAAUGCGACAAUGCGCACGUGACAGGGGUAACACUUUGGAGUACGAUAGUGAAAGUAAUAAUCCACGUAGAGUAACCAGAGCUUUGGUAAAGAUUAAAACCGAAAAUCGUAAAGAAUAUCACACAGGCAAAUUAGUAUGGGGUUUCUUUGCAGGAUGGUGGCCAGCACUGAUCGUCGAAGCCGAACAUGUAGGAAUGGCGCCUGAGCCCGGCAAGUUGUGGGUCUACUGGAUUGGAGAAUCGCACAUAUCAUUGCUUAAAGAAGAAACACAGAUACAACCGUUCUCGAGGCACUUGGAGGAGCGACUGUCGCAACAGUCUCGUAAAAGUAUUCGUACGCGCGCCAUUGACGCGACUAUACAGAUACUUCGCCAACGUUUCAACUGUACUCUGACAAAGCCUUAUUAUUAUUGGAUACAACGAAACGUAGCUGAUUUGGAGACACUGGAUGAUUUAACGUUUUAUCCAUAUCCGGAACACGUACAAGAGAGACUGGAUAGUUUGAAGGAAAUAAACGCUAAAGCUACUGAAAAAUAUAUAGCAAAACAGAAAAGAGAGUCACCUGUCAAGGAGUUACCGCCGCCGAAAAGGCAGAAUACAGAAAAGAAAGAUGUAAACACAAGUUGGGAACAGAUCGAUAAUGAGCGUUUAUGUUUGCAACACCAACAACCUGGUGUAAUAACCUGGGGAAAGAUCCCCGGACAUUGUUGGUGGCCCGCAAUGAUUAUUGAUUAUCGCGACUGCUGUUUGAAAGAACCAAGUUUCGGUUGUCAAUGGAUUAUGUGGUACGGCGAUUAUCAGGUUUCAGAGGUACGUCAUCUCGAAUUUCUGAAAUUUCACAAAGGAAUAGAAAAAAUGCGCGACUACAUUCAAAAUACUAAUAGGCAACAGUAUCUUGAAGGUGUGCUUCAGGCUUCCAAGGAUUAUUGCUCACGUUUAGGAUGCGACACGGAUAACUGGACUUUAGAUAAUGUCUUUGAAUAUUUUUCAAAUAAUAGUCACCAAUCGAAUAACCAAUUGCAAGUUUCAGACUCUAACAGGAUAUAUGAUAAAUAUUCCAGUGAGAUUGUAAAAAGAAUCAACGAAUUCAAGUUCAAGUCAGAUGUAGAUGCUGAACGAAAGCGUGACAUAAAAGCGAGCAAUGAUCUUCGCCGCGCAAUGUCAGGAGAUUGCGAAAUGGAAACAUUAUGUUUAAGAUGUUUGAAAGUUCCUAAAGGUAAAAGAGAAGAACAUCCGUUCUUUAUAGGAUCCUUGUGUAAAAAAUGCUCGGACGAAUUUAAACCGUGUAUGUUCGUGCAUGGUAACGAUGGCAAGUGCUUUUACUGUACCAUUUGUGCCAGUACCGGGACCGUUCUUAUUUGUGACUCAGAAGACUGUCCACGUGUCUACUGUACAGCAUGUUUGAAAUUUUUAAUAUGUCCAAAAUCAUUCGACGAUAUGCUGUUGGAAGAUCCGUGGGAAUGUUUCCUCUGCAGGGAUGAAAGCAAACAGCCCGCGAAUAUAAUACUGCGUCCGCGAUUAGAUUGGAAAAAGAAAUUUACACAAAUGUUCCGCACAACCUCUGAUCUCAAGUCUGACGUAGAUAUUACAAAUUAUAAGAAGCAAAAUAAACCCGUGCGUGUACUAUCGCUUUUCGAUGGUUUAAGCACCGGUUUUUUGGUACUUCAAAAAUUGGGGCUUGUUGUGGAAGUUUAUUACGCUAGUGAAAUUGAUGUAAAUGCGUUAACGAUUAGCUCCGCUCACUUCGGCGAUCGUAUUACUUAUCUAGGAGAUGUAAGGCGUAUAACAAAGGAGAAAAUUCAAGAAAUUGCGCCAAUUGAUUUAGUAAUUGGUGGAUCACCAUGCAAUGACUUGAGUUUGGUUAAUCCGGCGCGAUUAGGUCUCCAUGAUCCGAAGGGAACUGGCGUUCUCUUUUUUGAGUAUACUCGAAUUAAAAAACUAGUAGAGAAAGCUAACAAAGGUCGACACCUGUUUUGGUUAUUCGAAAAUGUCGCUUCCAUGCCAACCGAGUAUAGAUUAGAAAUUAACAAAUAUCUGGGACGAGAACCUGAUGUCAUAGAUUCAGCAGACUUUUCGCCCCAGCACAGAUUGAGACUUUACUGGCAUAAUCUUCCUUUUAAUCCAUAUAUGCCGCUGUUUGAAAGUCCGCAGGACGUUCAGGAUAAGCUUACACCAAAUUUGAACCGAAAAGCUCUUUGCAAAAAACUUCGUACAGUUACAGGCAGAUCGGGUUCCUUAUUACAAGGCAAAGCAGAAUUAAAACCAAUCAUCAUGAAAGGUAAAACUGAUACCAUUUGGAUUACCGAACUGGAGGAAAUCUUUGGUUUUCCACGACAUUAUACGGACGUGAAAAAUUUAUCUGCCACAAAUCGACAGAAAUUGCUUGGCAAAUCUUGGAGCGUACAAACACUCACUGCCAUAUUACGACCUUUGUGCUCAUAUUUUAAGUGCAAUGAAGAUGAGACGAGCAAGAAAUCUGUUUCUUAAAAAGAGAUUUUUACUUCCGUAGCGCAAACGGUUAAUGAAAAUUAACAAAAUUUGGCUCAGUAAAAUUUUUAUCGCGAUUGAAUUGUAUAAUCAUUUUAUAUUAUUUUUGAAUCAAUCUAUGUGAAUGCAAUUUUAUAUACCUAAAAUCUGUGUCUUCAAUAUAAACAUAUUGAAUAUGAUAUUUCUUAAUUCAAUAUUUUGUAUAUAAAAAGUGCAUGCAUACAUAAACACGUUCUCUCUUUCUUACUCAUUCACAUAUAUAAAAUUGUACAUCACCCAAUAUCGAACUUUUUGUAUUACAUAAUUUAUCGAAUCAUAUAUACAGCAUAAUCUUUAAUUAUAUGUUAAAAUAUAUUUUUUUAUAAUUUUAUGAAACAAUUUUAUUAAUAUAUAAAAUUAUUAAACUAAUAUGAUAUACGAACUCUAUACGUAUACACACAUAAAUAUCAGAUGUAUACACAUAUAAAUAUCAGUGAUUAAAAUAAAAAAAGAGAUCUAAACAUAAAUCGUUUAGACUUUAUUUUAUGACUUUAUUUUAAGAAAGAGUGCUCCAUUCACUCCUCUGAAAUAUGGACAUAUGAUUAACAAUUAUUCUGUAUAUAUGUAUCAGUAUUAAAUUAUUUAAUUUCAAAAUACAUUUUGUGUGAAAAUGCAGGUUUACCUCUAAAAGACAAAUAUUACGAUAUGUAUCUCGAAAUGAGCUACACUUAUAUAAAUAUUAUAUAUAUAGUAGUGAUCUUUAAUUUGAAACAAAAAAUGUAAUUAUUACAAUGUCCUGUAACAUAUUACAUCUGCUAGUGUAGUACAUUUGUUCAGAUAUUCUUGUUUUAUUUAACAAGAAAUUAACAACCGUUUAUAAAAAAAUGUACCAAGGUGUAUAUCAAAAUAUACGUUUACCUGAUUUAUUAUGA